Porites evermanni is the source of this 877-nucleotide messenger RNA. The record is from the annotation of a GenBank genome assembly. NCBI's taxonomy places the organism in Eukaryota, Metazoa, Cnidaria, Anthozoa, Scleractinia, Poritidae.
AUGGCUGCACGUGUGCUAACCCAGGACGAUAUCCCGGGAGCUUCUCUCGCUGGAAGAGAGCCCCAGGCAUUAAAAUGCGAAGAUUUUUUUUUUUGGCUGAGAUGUAGAGGCGAUUCUUUGAAGGGAUUGAAAACAAAGGCAGCGCUAGUGAAGAGGUAAGGCCCAAGAUCGCUUCGUGUUUCGCUAUGACUUGUCAAAAUAUUACACCUAUACAUGUGAAAAAUCGGAUUUUACGAGCUAAAAGUAGUUUUCUUUUCGCUUUUAAAGGGUGGAAGAGUAUAUCAGAACUGGCCGAGACCAAAAUAUAGUUGAUCCUGAUCCUCACAAAGUGUACACAAAGCGCAAAGAACACCGAACGGCGAGUGAAGACAACAUUUCAGCUGAUGUUAAUUCACCGCAACCAAACUACCCUUCGGAUGGCUGGUCUGGCAAUAUAAAACGAAUGCCUUUUUUCACGCGUGCCGAGAUGAACAAUCAUAUCGCAAAGUCAGGGAAAAACAUUGAUUCAAGCAAAAGUCACUCAGUACCGACUAGUGUGCGAAAAGCUACAACGUUUUUGAAUGACGAAUAUUUUUUAAAAAACUUGUCAGCAGCAAGCGAUAAUACUUAUUUCUAUUUGCGCUGUCAGUGCCAUCACAGCUUUAGAAAAAAUGAUCCUCCCCACAACUUAAAAGUUGCAUUGUGUAUUUUUAGUGGAGAGGUCAAGAAUGCCUCUUGCUCUUGUGUUGCUGGCCAGGUCGGGUUUUGCAACCAUAUUUUGGCUCUUUUGUUAAAAUUAUGCAAGUUUUCAUUGUAUGAGUGUAAAAGUGUGACUGAUCUUGAAAAUGAAGACGAUAUGCAGCCAAAACGGAGCUGCACAUCAACUCUGCAGCAGUAG